AUGAUCACGGAUUUCGACUUCAUGAAGGAAGCGUUCGCGCAAAAGGAGCUUUCGAAUCGAGAUUACAACGCGAAGAUAAAAGUCGACACGGAAAGGAAUGUCAAACACUACGAGAUGGACAAACAGGCUCUGGAAAUACUGGGCGCAGAGGACCAGCUGAUCAAGAAUGGCCCGGGAUACAAUUCAGGACUGGCGGAUGGGCCUUACGAUGACUUCCACAGAAAGUUUCGAACAAUUUGGUACGAAACGACGAAAAAACUCACCGGGCGGAACCGAAUCAUCGAAAUAAUCGAGCAGAGCUCCGAGUCCGUGAAUCGCAUUCUCGGCCAAAAGGAAGCUCGGAAGAAGGCAUCGACCCCAAAGCGGUUUUCGUAA
Molecule: messenger RNA, 375 nt
Organism: Oikopleura dioica
Lineage: Eukaryota; Metazoa; Chordata; Appendicularia; Copelata; Oikopleuridae
Source: the annotation of a GenBank genome assembly